Sorex araneus (European shrew) is the source of this 4835-nucleotide messenger RNA. It is a transcript of the gene GPR12, whose product is annotated as G protein-coupled receptor 12. NCBI's taxonomy places the organism in Eukaryota, Metazoa, Chordata, Mammalia, Eulipotyphla, Soricidae. The transcript has 2 exons. The coding region runs from base 231 to 1235 and encodes 334 amino acids. Gene Ontology annotation, cellular component: membrane. The record is from RefSeq and is a predicted model, not a curated record. Gene Ontology annotation, biological process: G protein-coupled receptor signaling pathway. Gene Ontology annotation, molecular function: G protein-coupled receptor activity.
CGGGCCGGGCGGGCGGCGGCGAGGGCCGGGCGCUGGAGCCGAGCCCGCCGCCGCUCACCUGCCGCGGCCGCUCACCUGCCGCGGAGCGCGCGCCCCGCGCCCUCCCGCGCCUCCCGGAGGCGGCCGCCACCCCUCGCCAGCGCCCACAGGCUACGCGGGUAGCCGGAGCGCCUCGGAAGCAGCAGAGAAGCCCCCCUCGGCCUGGGCGCGCCAAGAGGACGAGGGUUAAAAUGAAUGAAGACCUGAAGGGCAAUGUAAGCGGGCUGCCUCGGGAUUAUUUAGAUGCCGGUGCUGUGGAGAACAACUCAGCUGCUGUCUCCUCCCAGGUCCCCGUGGUAAAGCCUGAGCCAGAGCUUGCUGUCAACCCCUGGGACAUAGUCUUAUGCACCUCGGGGACCCUCAUCUCCUGCGAAAAUGCCAUCGUGGUCCUGAUCAUCUUCCAUAACCCCAGCCUGAGAGCACCCAUGUUUCUGCUCAUUGGCAGCCUCGCUCUUGCAGACCUGCUGGCCGGCAUCGGACUCAUCAUCAAUUUCGUUUUUGCUUACUUGCUCGAGUCCGAAAUCACCAAGCUGAUCACCAUCGGGCUCAUCGUGGCCUCUUUCUCUGCCUCCGUCUGCAGCUUGCUGGCCAUCACCGUGGACCGCUACCUGUCCCUCUAUUACGCCCUGACCUAUCACUCAGAAAGGACGGUCACCUUCACCUAUGUCAUGCUAGUCCUGCUCUGGGGGACCUCCAUCUGUCUGGGGCUGCUGCCCAUCCUUGGCUGGAACUGCCUCCGAGACGAGUCCACCUGCAGCGUGGUCCGACCUCUCACCAAGAACAACACGGCGGUCCUCUCCAUCUCUUUCCUCUUCAUGUUCGCGCUCAUGCUUCAGCUCUAUAUCCAGAUCUGUAAGAUCGUCAUGAGGCACGCCCACCAGAUCGCCCUGCAGCACCACUUUUUGGCCACCUCACACUACGUAACCACCCGAAAAGGGGUCUCCACGCUGGCCAUCAUUCUGGGCACCUUCGCUGCCUGCUGGAUGCCCUUCACCCUCUAUUCCUUGAUAGCGGAUUACACCUACCCUUCCAUCUAUACCUACGCCACGCUGCUGCCCGCCACCUACAAUUCCAUCAUCAACCCUGUCAUUUAUGCUUUCAGAAACCAGGAGAUCCAGAAAGCUCUCUGUCUAAUUUGCUGUGGCUGCAUUCCAACCAGUGUCUCGCAGAGAGCUCGAUCACCCAGCGAUGUGUAGCCGCCACCCACCCACGCACCCACCCCCGCCCCCACACAAGGGCGAGUCUUCCCACUGCUGGCUGCAGUUAGCAAGUCCCCCCACUGCCGGGACAAGUGGUUGAGAUGCUGUCCUUCGAUUCUUUCUGCUGGGUUCUCUCUCAGGCCACAGGAGCACUUAGCAACCGUGCAGCAUUCAUCAUUCAUUUAGAGGAGUUGAAGUGAUCAAAGUGAAAAUAACAUCCCCCAGUGUUUCAACCUUGAAAAAAUAAUGUUGCUUUUUUGGCUGGCUAUUAUUUUGUUUCAUGCUAGAGGCCGAGGUCUGUUUUAAUUUUAUUUGGAGACAGGGUUUUUGUUUAUUGCCUUCUUUGGAAGGUUGGUGUGGGGGGAAAGGAAGGGCUGUCACCUGGUCAGGAUGUGAUUAAAAAGUAAGUCAAUCCCAGUUUUUUUUACCAGACUUUCAAAUAAAAUUGAGUUAUUGAGGAAAACAGAGAAGAACCGAUGUUUUCUAGAUUUUUAUUUUUAGUGUCAAGGUAGAUUUUCAAUGCUGCAUGUGUCUAACAGAAUAGAAUUGUAUUCAAGCCAGUGAAUAUUGUUUACAUUGUUAUGUUUCAAAGGGACCUGAUAUUAACAUAAACUCAGUAAUGAGUUUUAUCAACACUGAAAAUAUAAACCCAUUCUUACUCAUUUCUUUACUUUCAGCAACUACUGUUCUUAAGAAUUCCUUUGGUAUUUCUAUGAAUGUUGUAACUCUACAACAAUGGUUACCUGUGUUAGCUAGACCACCAGUUUCAAAUGUUGCCAUGAAAACCCAGAAUCAAAUGAGUCAUUUUUCAAUAUAGAUUUUCAAUAUGUUCUUCUAAAGCCAAUUUAAAACUUGCUUUGGUUUACAUAUGAAAUAGGAGUGAUUAGAUUUACUAUUACAAUUUUUAAAUUUUUUAUUUUUAUGCUAUAGUCAAGCUGUUUUCAGGAGAUAUGAGGAAAAAUUAGUAAUUUCUAUUGAAAGUAGAAUGAUUUUAUUGGAAUAUUUAUUCUGAAUUAAUAUAAAACUAUCAAAAACAUAAAAAGCAUCAUCUCUCUAUAUAUUAGAAUAUAUUGUUAUUCUUGAUUGAAAAAGAUAGAAUUAAAUGUCAUAGAUCUGGGAUUUCUUGUUCCUUAUUGUCUGUGAAGCAAAUGCAUUUGAAACAAGUGUUCUCCUAUUUUAUGAUACCGUGGAGAAUGUGUGAUAUACAUACCUGUCCAAAAUAGACCUUUGUAUCAUGUAAGAUGAUACAUGUGUAUUAAAUCUGUGGCUGAUCAUACAAAGUUCACUUUAAACGUCUUUUCCUUCCUUUAAUCAUGAAGCAACUUCCAUACAGUUAAAACUGUGUUGCCUGUGUUCAGAGAGCUGAGACUGAGUCAGAAAAUUACACUGGAAAUUUUACUUUAAGCAUUGUAAAAUCAUGUGUAUGAGCAUCGUAUCUAUUAGUGUAAAUGUGUGUUGGGCACAGAUACCAAGUUUCCUUUAGCGGUGGAGUUAGAGCUCUGUCUGUAUAGCUGCUGGGAGAAUUUCUGGACAGCACAACUUAGCCCAUGCAGACAAUACAAGACUAGUAUUUCAUUGUUCUUGGGGAAUUACUUGUAAUGAAUUGACCUCAUUUGUUAGUCCCACAUAUUGUACCCAUGGUCUUAGUCCCCUCUGGCUGUUCCAGUCCACCUUAGUCUUCUUCUCGCUGACCUAGUUCCCCUCAGUUCCUUUCUGGCUGGCCUAGUCCCUCUCAGUCCUCAACUGCAUGAGAUAAAUCUCUCCAAGACUCCUUCUUACAUAGCACACAUGCGAAUAAAUCCUAUACUUGAAUUUUAUCUCUCCUUUAGGUUACUUAGUAAAGCAAGAGAGAAAUAAGAAAUAAAUUUCAGUACAUGCCACUGUGUGAUCAAUCUAAUUGAGUUGAGUUGAUGCCUUUUUUAAAAUGUCAACAUGUGAUGGAGUUGGUAAAUUCAGUGAGUUUAUCUUUACUACCUAAAAAUUAAUGACCAUUCUGUGUGACAAAUUAUAAGGUAAUUGGUUUUGACAUGGUUCAUGAAAUUUCCUGAAUAAGGUUUUAAAGCAAUAAACGGUAUUUUUGUAGAAAUGGUGGUUCCCAUUUGAUUAUCGCUAAAAGUAAAAAUUUGAAUGAUAAUAAUAUGUAACAUUUCACCAGUUUUUCUACACUCGACACAUUUUUUUCUAUCCUAUGCCUUUGAUUCCUCACUGGCUCUGAGAGCAGAGAUAAAUAAUUUAUAGCCUCAACUAUCUAAGCUUUAGUUCUAUAAAUGAGACAUCAUGCUUUCUGUGUAAGAUUACAUGUGACAUUCUCAACAUGGGUCUACAUGAAGGAGGUUUGGUGCAUUCUCCUUUACUACCUAAGCUUUAGUUCUACAAAAGAGACAUCAAGCUUUCUGUGUAAGAUUACAUGUGACAUUCUCAUCAUGGGUCUACAUGAAGGAGGUUUGGUGUAUUCUCUUUACUAAACCUAUUCUUGCUUCAGAGCCAUGGCCAGCCCAAGCGCACAUUACAGUAUUUGAGUGCAAAAAGAAAAGGGCACUAUUGUGAUACAGAAAUUUCCCCCCCCCUUUAUUUUUUAUUUUAAACAAUUUUAUCUUCUACACUAACAUUGAUUGUCAUGGUCUUAUAAACACUUUAAUAACUGCUAUUGACUUCUGUUUUUAAAGGUAUCUGAUUUUAGUUGAUUUUUUAAAUUCAACUAUAACAUGGCAUUACUAUUUACUUUCUUGGUGAAGUUUUGAGCUGCUGUGUGGAUUCCAAAAAACUUUUUGUUUCUAUGAAGUUAAUGAGAGAGAUGUAUACAUCUCUCAAUACCUAGAGUAUGUUUAUGUGAGGACACUUAUGUGUGCAUAUAUAUAUAAGAACAUUAGCUUUCAACAACAAAAUACAUCAUGGAGACGUUUGUGUUCCCAAUAGUAUAAAUACUGAUUCAAUCCAUGUAAUGAAAUAUUUUAGUAAUCAAGGAAUUUGUAUUAUUUCCAGUAGAAACAGUUAUUCUUCUAAGCAGAACAGUUCAGUCAACUCACCAGAAUCUUUAGUUGAGGCUAAUUUCCCAGGAUGUGACUGACUACUGUGCAUUUCUUUGUGUCCCUCUAGCUCUUUGUUCAUUUAUUUAUUUUUUAUUAGUUCAUUUUGUUUCCUGAGUGUAAAAGAGGCCAUCUUCAUUUCUGUGUGUGGAGAUGGAGUGAAUGGAGGGAGAAGCAGAGUUCCUUCUUCCCUGGAAGCCUUAAUUGAAGAGCCAAGUAAGGGGUGGGGACGGAGGGUGGAAUUGGCUUCUAGAAUAGUCUUAGAGUCUCCCAGAAUCUAAAGUGGAAUUUGAACAAGAGAUUUAGAAAAGCACAUAUGAAAUAUAUAUAUAUUUAGUGCCAAUAUAAGUCUCUAAAACUUAAAAAGUUAAUCCAUUAUUGAAAUGAUUGACUUUAUUUUCAUGGAGAUAUAUGUGUAUGUAUGCAAAUAUGUGUGUAUCAUAGGAAUUAGGAUCACUUACCAUUUCUGAUUUCAUAUUAAAUAAGUAAAUAUUAUGGUGUUAUAUUGAACAAUGUAUAUGUUUCCAUUUUGAUGACAUACCUAAUGUAAUAAAAGAAUAGAUUGCUUUCU